Messenger RNA from Dioscorea cayenensis subsp. rotundata (Guinea yam), 753 nucleotides. RefSeq lists its product as uncharacterized. The coding region runs from base 76 to 540 and encodes 154 amino acids. NCBI's taxonomy places the organism in Eukaryota, Viridiplantae, Streptophyta, Magnoliopsida, Dioscoreales, Dioscoreaceae. The transcript has 2 exons. The record is from RefSeq and is a predicted model, not a curated record.
UAUAGAUAUAGUUUGAUCAUCUAUAAACAAAAGGAAAACACACUAUAAGCUAGCUAGCAAAACCUAUCAAAGAAAAUGACCAUCUCCAUUACCUCCAUGCUCAAGCCUUCUACUUGUCCAAACAACAACCACCACCUUCAUCUCACUGCCACUAAACCCACCACCCUUCCUUCUUCAUGGGAGACAAACAAGGAUGAAAUUAGCUGGAGAAGAAGAAGAUGCAUGGCAACUUUGGCAUGUGCAGUGAUAAGCUCCGGCGUUAUCAUCUUCGCCGGUGAAGCCAACAGCAUCGCCGCCGUGAACACUGAUCACCCCGGCCGGCCAGUGAUGGGAAUGGCAGUGAAAGAAAAAUUGGUAAAAUGGAGUGAUCAAAGGAGGUGCCCUCCAUGGCAUGCCAAUUCAUUGGAGACUAUUGUUCCAGAGAAUCUCCCUCGGCCGUCGAUCCGUCAACGAUCCGACGGCCGUGCUUCCUUCUCCUCUCAGACAGCUCCCAAGAUCUUGGACUUUGUUAGAACAAAUGCUGGCUGCUUCUCUCUUUAAUUAGACCUUAUACAUAUGUGUUGCUUUGUCAUUCAAAUUAUUUAUGUGUGUAUAUAUAUAUAUUUGAAUCAAGAAAAGAGAGAUUCAGUUUAAGAAGUUGGAAAGUUUGAUUUUAUUGCAGUGGAGGUGAUUAUUUCUAUGUAAUGUGAUUUGCAUACAUGUAUAAGUGAAAAUUAAGGAUAAAAUGAACUUCAUAAUCUGUUGGACUGAAUA